AUGGCGGAAAUAUCACUUUAUCAAACGAAGUAUUUUACAAACUGGAUUGUUGGGAGUUAUGUGGAUACUCCUAUGGAUCCGACUUUGAAAUCCAGUAAGGAUGAUCUCUUGCUCUUUGAAAAUCCAGAGAGGUCUAAAAGUUUUGUUAGAAAUCUUAUCUAUCUGACUAUAACCCGACUAAAUCUAACCCUUGCUCUUGGAUUUGUUAGUCAAUACAUGCAAAAUCCAAGACAAGAUCACCAAGAGGCUUUUUGUUCUAUCUUGAGGCAUCCCAAAAAACUCCAGGCUAGAAAAAAGGGCAUUCAUAGGAUAUUCUUUAUGCGUGGCUGCGAAUAUCUUGACUAUCGAUAUCAAGUUUGGGAUCAUAUGAAGACGUUGAGGAAGGGCAAGUCCAUUCAUGAGCUUUCGGACUUGAAAUCUAAGAUAGUAAACAAAAAAACUCCAGUGAAGCAGCUUCGUGACCUUGGGUUUGAAGAUUUUGAAAUCGUUGGCCUUGGAUUUGUUAUUGGCUGUAAAACAAAAGCUAAAGCUAAAAACACGUGA
This is a messenger RNA of Lycium barbarum (goji berry), 543 nucleotides long. RefSeq lists its product as uncharacterized. The transcript has 3 exons. The coding region runs from base 1 to 543 and encodes 180 amino acids. Lineage: Eukaryota; Viridiplantae; Streptophyta; Magnoliopsida; Solanales; Solanaceae. The record is from RefSeq and is a predicted model, not a curated record.